Molecule: messenger RNA, 1648 nt
Organism: Cydia pomonella (codling moth)
Lineage: Eukaryota; Metazoa; Arthropoda; Insecta; Lepidoptera; Tortricidae
Exons: 5
Coding region: 369-905 (178 amino acids)
Source: RefSeq, a predicted model, not a curated record
CUUGUUUACCACCGAUGUAGUAUAAAAAAACUAACAUGCAACGUGCUAGUUUUGCAUUCUAUAUUUUCGACAACGUUUUUUAUUUAUAGACGUUAGUGAUGUCAUAAUUUGGCGGUGGUUGCCAAAACAUUGAAGUCAGAGUGAGACACAAUAAUACUGCCACACUACGCAUAACCAUCGUAACAAACAUUUGAAAAUUUGUUUAAUUGUUUACCGUGUUCUCAAGCAACAAAUUCCAAAUUCAAAAAUGUUUUUUUGCUGUUACGGCCGUUGUGUUUAAUGAGGCAGAAGGUCGCAGUUGAAUUCAAUUAUUUUAUUUAAAUAUACAUAUUCGUAUCAGCGGACGUGUAGCAUUUCGAUUUAUAAAGAUGGAGUCAAAACGGCCUCGUUAUUGCUGCUCGUCCACGAUGUGCUGCCGGAUGCCGAUUGAAAAAGGAUGCUUCAUAUUUUCGAUUGUUAAUAUUGUUAUAUGCACUUUGGGUUCACUCGCCAGCCUGGGAUCCCUGAUCUUCAUCCUGUUCCUGUGGUGUAACCCCAUGGUCCUCAGCGAGGUGGUGGUAGACUGGAAGUAUAUAGGUUUAAGCGUGGCUUGCUGCGUUGGCUCAGCUAUAGCACUUACCUUCGCCAUUGCACUCUGCCACGGUUUACGACAGAACAAAAAACGCUAUAUAAUGGCGUAUCUCAUUUAUGGGAUGAUCUCAGUAACCCUGGGCGCAAUAGGAAAUGUGGUUUUCAUCUGGUUGGCGUGGGGUCAUCUGUACAUUGUAUUAUACGCAAUGAUUCCCCUUGCAGUUUGGGUGAUAUAUUCGGUGAUGCUGCUGCUCGUGUACCAGACGUACGCGGUGCUUUCCGAACGCGCCCCCGUCACGGGACACACCAGAUUGCUCAAUGCGGAUGACUUUUGAAAACACCCCACUCCACGCCAUUUUGUAAAUGGGUCACACACAUUUCACGAAAAGGUCUUUUAUGUGGAUGAUAAAAUAAAAUAAUUAAAUAAAUAAAUCAAUAUUAUAGUGUCAGUCUGUUCUGUUCUGUGUCAUAUAAACCAAACAGGUUUUAAACCCAAUGUUCCUUAGCUGGAAGCUAUUUUGUUUUGUCUGUGGUUCUUUAUUUUGUCAGUUUACAAACAAAUGAAUACACGUAUCGUUUUGCUGUCUGCGACAAAAUAAUGUUUUACUCUAUUCAAUCCUGGUAGAAUUCCACUCCAACCCCAAUAGCUUAUGGGCCCAGCACGCUUCCAUUCUUACAAAAAAUUGCCAAGUCCCUCGGUAAGCCAAAAAGGCUUGUGUUGUGGGUAAUCAGACAACGAUAUAUAUGAUAUACAAAUACUUAAAUACAUAGAAAACAUCCAUAAUUCAGGAACAAAUAUCUGUGCUCAUCACGCAACUAAAUGCCCUCACCGGGAUUCGAACCCAGGACCAUCGGCUUCAUAAGCAGGAUCACUAUAUACCCAAUACCCACUAGGCCAGGCCGGUAGUCGAAAAUAAAAAUUAACGACUCGGGGUGCAGCGUAAGAGUUAGCUGUUUUGUUGUGUGAUAUAGCUUUUAAUUCUCAUUACUGUGCACUGUCUACAGAAAAGACGCGAACGAGUUAAGCAUACAUGAAAUGUGUAUGACCCAAAGGCGAAAGGAUUUAUUUAAAUAACUA